Messenger RNA from Cucurbita maxima (winter squash), 1403 nucleotides. Its product is annotated as protein E6-like. Bases 138 to 1136 code for a protein of 332 amino acids. The record is from RefSeq and is a predicted model, not a curated record. Lineage: Eukaryota; Viridiplantae; Streptophyta; Magnoliopsida; Cucurbitales; Cucurbitaceae. The transcript has a single exon.
GCCCCACACCCUUCUUCUAAUUCCCUCAAUCCCCGCAUAAUUCAUCGCCCGUAAAUCCCAUAUAUAAGUUCAACCAUAGCAAACCAUAGAUUUUCGUACCUUUUUCUUCCUCUCUGCAUUGCAUCAGGAUCACUUCCAUGGCUAUGGCCGCUUCAAUUACGUUCAAGCAUCUCCCCUUCAUCUUCCUCCUUCUCUCCUCUGUUCAAAUCGAAGCCAGAGUCAACAAAUUCUUCAGCAAAUUUAUCCACGCUGAUCGCGAUGUUGUUCUUCCCGUAGCCUUUUCCCCAGCGCCGGUCUCUGUUCCGCCUGAGAUAUCUCCAUCUCUGGCGCCAACGCCAGCUCCCGCGCCGUUUUUCGACGAAUCGCAGAAUGCUUACGGUCUGUACGGCAGUGAUGCAGACGACAGCGAAAGUAGCCGGACGAUCACAGACGUGGAAGAGGAGAUUCUCGCGGAGGACGGUGAGGACAAGAAGACCCACAAAUCUGGCUAUCAGACGAAUUUACACACUGACAAUUUCGAAAGCCCUAAAAGAUACGAGAGCAGGAACGACGGGAACAGUGGAUAUAGAAAUUCCGAGUACGAGAGCAACAAUGAUCACAGAAAUUCCGAGUACGAGAACAACAAUGAACACAGAAAUUCCGAGUACGAGAACAACAACGAAUACAGAAAUUCCGAGUACGAGAACGACAACGAGCACAGAACUUCCGAGGACGAGAACAACAACGAACACAGAAAUUCCGAGUACGAGAACAACAAUGAACACAAAAAUUCUGAGUACGAGAACAACAACGAACACAGAAAUUCCGAGUACGAGAACAACAAUGAAUACAGAAAUUCCGAGCACGAGAACAAUAAUGAAUACAGAAAUACCGAAUACAAGAGCGAUUUCGAGAACAGCGGCGUCAGAAAUUACCAGUACCAGAGCAAUGUCGAGGGCGAUGGCUACAGAAAGAGGCGAUACGAACCGACGGAGCAGCAAGGGAUGAGCGACACCAGAUUCAUGGAGAACGGAAGGUACUAUCACGAAAUUAACUCAGGAAUCGGAGAAGAAAACAAAUCGUACGGAAGCAAGAAGUAUCCGAACGAGUUCGAUUCCAUGGAGGAGUACGAGAAGAGUGAGGGAUUUCUUCCUUGAUGCAUAGGGAGAAUUUUAGGGUUUAACUUAAACUUGAACCCCUGAAUUUAUGGAGGUUUUUUUUUAAAAAAUUAUUGUUUGUGUGUGAUUUUAGUGUUCAUCUUUUGAGUUGUGAUUGUUUUCGCACAACUUGAAUCAAUGUUCUUGGUGUUUGAAUGUUGUUUAACAUAUGAAAACAGGUAUAGCAAUACUUGGAUGCCUAGCUGGGCUCCAACCAGCUUGGAUGAUAUUGGAAAAUUUUUGUGGAAAAAAGUGUGUUAUUUUGGA